This is a messenger RNA of Rhinichthys klamathensis goyatoka, 2217 nucleotides long. RefSeq names its product dematin-like. Gene Ontology annotation, biological process: cytoskeleton organization; lamellipodium assembly; actin filament bundle assembly. The record is from RefSeq and is a predicted model, not a curated record. The transcript is spliced from 16 exons. NCBI's taxonomy places the organism in Eukaryota, Metazoa, Chordata, Actinopteri, Cypriniformes, Leuciscidae. The coding region runs from base 356 to 1564 and encodes 402 amino acids. Gene Ontology annotation, molecular function: actin filament binding. Gene Ontology annotation, cellular component: plasma membrane; actin cytoskeleton.
CCUCGGUGCGGCGAAUGGAUUGAACCAGCGGUCAACGGCAGCGAGCACGUUCUCGCUAUCUGUCACACGACAUGCGGAGUCACGACAGAUAAAUAUUGGUGGCUGGUUGUUGGCAUCCAACCAGUCCGAGCCAAUACAGGGUACGCGCCUGCUCCGUUCUAGAAAGUCAUAUUUAUUUUUGUAGAAUUAAACGGGAGGAUUAUAUCGCAGGGAGAAGUGCGGGGUGCAGGCUGUAUAUUUUUGGAUCACAUUUGCUGGAUAGGAAUGGUCUUGGGCGAGGAGACCCUGUAAAUGUGUGUCAUGAACCUUUUCACCCCCUGAGUGACCUCAUAAAGGGAGCGCUUUCUCUUUCAAAAUGAUGCUGCAUAAGCAAUCGGCCAGUACCUCCCCGGGCACUGUUUGUUCUCUACGUGCAGGAGGUGGUCCUGGAACCCCAGCAGUCACUAUAGUGGCCAAAAUGGACAAUCAAGUGAUUGGGUAUAAGGAUCUAGCAGCUAUACCUAAAGACAAGGCCAUUCUAGACAUUGAGAGGCCUGACCUGAUGAUGUAUGAGCCCCACUUCAGCUAUUCACCAAUGGAUCGCUCAGAGAGGUCAUUAUCUCCUCGCUCUAUCUCCCCUCCUCCAUCUCCAGAGAACAGUCUAUCAAAGGACGUGCGGGAUUGGUCAGAGCCGAAGUCAUCGGGCAGCUCCUCUCCUGCCUCAACACAGCUGAGUAAAAGCAUCACCGUCAGCACAAAAGUCCCACAUCAGCAACAGCACUUCCACAGGCCAGACAACGGAAGCAACAUGUUCAAGAAGCCGCCUAUAUAUAAACAAGAUGUCUCAUCAGCUGUUCCGCACUCUAAACACAUGGAGGAUUUAAUCAUCGAGUCAUCGAAGUUUCCUGCCGCCCAGCCUCCAGACCCCAACCAGCCCUCUAAGAUAGAGACAGAAUACUGGCCCUGUCCACCCUCACUAGCUGUUAUAGAGACAGAGCGGAGAAAGAAUAUAGCAUCCAAGACAGCUGAGGGAGAGGAGGGUGAGGAGGAUGAUAAGUAUGAUGACAAUGAUCUGUCUGAAGACAUGUGGAGACUUCGGAAAAUGCAGAAGCAAGAGCUUAACAAGAUUCAGUCUAAUCUAGGAAAAUUGAUACUAAAGGAGGAGAUCGAGAGAUCGGCCCCUGUCCACAGGAAAACGCGGUCCCUGCCCGACAGGACACCCAUGCAUCUGGCCUCCAAAUCCCCCUCAUUUCCUUCCAACACUAAGACUGGGCUUACUAGGCUGCAGUCUGCUGAAUUCUCCUCUUCAAACAGUGAUAAAGGGAGUCUAAAUGCCCAAAGCAGAAGGAUAGACAGAGGGAAUUCACUCCCUAUUAUGCUGGAACAAAAGAUUUACCCACAUGAGAUGCUCAUUGUGACCCACAGAGGCAGAAACAAACUCCCACCUGGUGUAGACAGGACAAGACUGGAGAGGCACCUGUCAACUGAGGAAUUCCGGAAUGUCUUUGGAAUGUCCAUUGAGGAAUUUGACCGGCUCUCCCUUUGGAAGAGGAACGACCUGAAAAAGAAAGUCUCUCUCUUCUAAUAGUAGAGAAAUGCGUUCUUUUACAAACACUGUCACACAUCUGCACUUCCACUUGUGAAAACAGUACAAGCGAUGUAAGUUAAGGAAAGAUGAGGAAUGUGAUAUAAGGAAUGUGAUUAUGGAGCCAGCAAAAAAAAAAAAAAAUCAGUUAUCCUUAUCGUUUGAUAAGCCCCAUAUCUGAUUGCAGCUAACAAUCAUGUCUGAGUCAUUGAUGUUGCCUCUUUUUCUAGUUGCAGCUACUGUCAGGACUUCACUGAGGUUCCUCUCUGUGUGCUUUAUAAAGCUGAAAUGAUACACACAGACAUGAAAGCUAGCAGUACACAUGAAGCCGAUAUGAAUCGCACUAGUUAUUUGAGUAGACCAAAUUCAGAAGUUCAGAUGGACCAGCAGGAACCUGUGAGUUUCAUUCACUAUAAAGUCACUGCCACACUUUUCAGCCUUUAUGUGCUAAGUAUGAAUUACCAAGCCUUCAGAAUAUGGGUCAGUGACAUAACGCUCAUUUUGCCCCCCAAAUGUAUUCAUUUAUUAAAAUACAUUAAAAAAUGUGAUUCAUACAUGCAGUGACUUCAAUACUCCUCUUCUAUGAUGAGCAUGUUUUUUGGGGAGCAUACAGUAAAAAUGUCAGGGUGAUACGACUGUACCGAUAUAAUGAA